GUGCCCUCGCGCGACGCGAAGGUUGUCGGGAUCCGCGGCAGCAGCGGCUGCUUGAGAUCUGUUUCUGGGGCCUCUGGCGGUGGCGGCCUGGGGCGGCGCGACGGCUGGUGCGCAGGUACACUGAUGCUGAAGUACUAUGAGCCUUCGGAACUUGUGGAGAGACUACAAAGUUUUGGUUGUUAUGGUCCCUUUAGUUGGGCUCAUACAUUUGGGGUGGUACAGAAUCAAAAGCAGCCCUGUUUUCCAAAUACCUAAAAACGACGACAUUCCUGAGCAAGAUAGUCUGGGACUUUCAAAUCUUCAGAAGAGCCAAAUCCAGGGGAAGUAGCAGGCUUGCAAUCUUCAGGUAAAGAAGCAGCUUUGAAUCUGAGCUUCAUAUCGAAAGAAGAGAUGAAAAAUACCAGUUGGAUUAGAAAGAACUGGCUUCUUGUAGCUGGGAUAUCUUUCAUAGGUGUCCAUCUUGGAACAUACUUUUUGCAGAGGUCUGCAAAGCAGUCUGUAAAAUUUCAGUCUCAAAGCAAACAAAAGAGUAUUGAAGAGUGAAGUAAAAUAAAUAUUUGGAAUUACUAA
This is a messenger RNA of Homo sapiens (human), 570 nucleotides long. RefSeq lists its product as uncharacterized. The coding region runs from base 391 to 543 and encodes 50 amino acids. The record is from RefSeq and is marked reviewed. Lineage: Eukaryota; Metazoa; Chordata; Mammalia; Primates; Hominidae. The transcript has 3 exons.